Messenger RNA from Plasmodium cynomolgi strain B, 294 nucleotides. Its product is annotated as arf GTP-ase activating protein. The record is from RefSeq and is a predicted model, not a curated record. The transcript has 3 exons. Lineage: Eukaryota; Apicomplexa; Aconoidasida; Haemosporida; Plasmodiidae. Gene Ontology annotation, molecular function: GTPase activator activity. The coding region runs from base 1 to 294 and encodes 97 amino acids.
AUGCAUAUGGCCAACAAGAGCAACAACUCCUACCAACGUGAUAUAGAAUACAUUACCAAAAUAAAAGGAAACAACAAAUGUGCCGACUGUGGGGCGAAGUGCCCAAGGUGGGCAAGCAUCAACUUGGGCAUCGUAAUAUGCAUAGAAAUUAUGCAAAACUGGAUAAAAAAUAAGUAUGAAAAGAAGUUGUACGCGCCCGCGAAUAGGAAGGAGCCCUACCAGUAUUACGUAGAAGGGGUGGACCCCACAAGUUGCCUCCCACAGCUGGCCCCCGCGAACGCGGAAGUGAAGUGA